Messenger RNA from Anthostomella pinea, 1263 nucleotides. Lineage: Eukaryota; Fungi; Ascomycota; Sordariomycetes; Xylariales; Xylariaceae. The record is from the annotation of a GenBank genome assembly.
AUGCUUUUGUCUCUUCUCUUCCCGCCUUCUGUCUCGUCAGAGAUGGGAAAUCGUGAGCAAUCAACGCUUAAGAGUGAUUCAGGGUAUGGGGACGAUGCGUCCGAGACGGCGCAUGGCCCUCAUCCCGACGGCCAUCCCCUGAGUAGGUUCUCUCUUUCAUCACCGGUUAUUUUACCUGCAACUGACGAGGAGUGUUCAGCGGCAAAGGGGUAUGACAUCGGGUCGGCGUCGAAGUUGCAAGUGGGCGACGUCUUCGAGUUCCUCUGGGCUGACGCCCCCGAAUUCGAAUGGGAAUGGAAGUGCCUGGGAUACACUCGUUUCAUCGUCCUCCGGCAUAGCGAGACCUUCCCUCAUCACUGCGCUUGCAUCCCAAUCUCCAACGGCGCCAGCACGAAGCACGAGUUCGCCAAACCCGGCAUCGACAGCUUCCAACAGGGCUACGUCUUCGCCAACGGCGACCCGAACCCCGGCCACGAGCAGCCCACGGGCGGACCGCGCCUCCCCUACUCGCCCGUCGGCAUCGAGCUGCGCCCGGGCCGGCUGCGCGUGAAGGAGGACUCGCGCGCCAACUACGCCGACAUCAUCGACAUCGACCACGACGCCCAGGUCAUGGUCGUCGGCGACGUCGUGCGCUACUUCGACCGCGUCCGCCGCAACGUCAACAAGGCCUUCAUGCGGCAGAUCUUGCGGAAGGCGCUUGAGGAGUACCGCGCUGGCAGGGCCGGCGGCGAUGGGACGCAGAGGGAGGGCAGUCUCAGGGCUGCUGAGUCGGUUGAUGGGGAUGCUGGCGGGGCCGAUUGCAAGUCGUCGGAUACGGAGGCGGAUACGCAUGCAGAGGUCGAGCCGGAAGUUGGACCGCCGCCGGAACCUCAGCACGAGCCUCCGGCUAGGCCUCAAUCAAGGCCCAAAGCCGAUUCCGUACCUCCUCAAGCAAGGCCCAAAGCCGAUCCUGUACCUCAACCUGAACCUGCACUUCCUCCUCAGUGGACACCGUCCCGGAGUAGCACCAGCCUGGUCGAGGAGAGAAAGGACGAGAUGCGACCCGCGCAGACGAAACGGGAGGAGAGGAAACAAGAAAGGCGUCCGUCGAAACUGGAGGGAGAAAGACGACCAUCGAGGCUGGAGGAAAGACCUGCGAAGCCCAGCGGUGACGGAAAGCAACCCGAGAAGCGGAGCCGUGCACUGUCUCUCAAGAAGCCGCAGCGAGAUGCCGACUACGACUUGAUGUCGCUGCACAACGUCGCCAUGGCUGGGUUGAAGUAA